AUGAAAAGAACUUAAAUAUGCAAAAGAUCUAAAAUACCUUUGAUGAUCAUGAUCAGAAAUGCAACUGUCACCAUAAAUGAGGAUCAUAUUUCCAACAGUUGUAAUUACUGAUGGACCAAGACCGCACGUAUCGAUAGACAUAAAUGUUAUUUAUUUACUCAUGAGUUGACAGAUUUGCUGAGAAAAUCAUAAUUAUACUUGGCAAUAAAACACUAGGAAAUGCCCACAUCCGGAACUGAUGUUUUGUCGCUUUUGCACAGAUUCGAUGUUCUUUAUGCUUUGCUAGGUUUAAACGGAGAAGAACGUGAGUAACGUUUGUGGGCAAUGAGCUUGGUGAGGACAUGAAGAAAGUAUCAAGAAAGUCGGGAAGUAUGAGGUUGGCCAAACCAUCGGUGAGGGAACUUUCGCCAAGGUUAAGUUUGCACGGAACACAGAGACCGGCGAGAGUGUGGCCAUGAAAGUCUUGGCAAGGACCACCAUUCUGAAGCACAAAAUGGUUGAUCAGAUUAAAAGAGAGAUAUCGAUAAUGAAGAUUGUUGGGCAUCCCUAUAUAGUAAGGCUGCAUGAGGUUUUGGCUGGCACGACAAAGAUAUAUAUAAUUCUCGAGUUUGUAACUGGAGGACGGCUAUUUGAUAAAAUUGUUCACCAGGGAAAGCUUCCUGAAAAUGAACGCAGGGAAUACUUUCAACAGCUUAUAGAUGCAGUUGCUCAUUGCCACAAUAAGGGUGUGUACCAUAGAGACCUAAAGCCUGAAAAUCUUCUUCUUGAUGCAUGUGGAAAUAUUAAGGUUUUAGACUUUGGACUGAGUGCUUUGCCCCAGCAAGGGGUUGGCCUUCUCCGCACAACAUGUGGAACCCCAAACUAUGUUGCACCAGAGGUGCUCAGAAACCAGGGUUAUGAUGGUGGAGCUUCUGAUGUAUGGUCAUGUGGAGUCAUCCUCUAUGUUUUAUUGACUGGUUAUCUGCCAUUUGAUGAGAUAAACCUUCCAACUCUUUACAAAAAAAUAAAUGCAGCAGAAUUUUCUUGCCCGUUUUGGUUUUGUUUCGGGGUGAAGUCAUUGAUACAUAAGAUACUUGAUCCUAAUCCUAAAACACGCAUUCAGAUUGAAGGAAUAAGAAAAGAUCCGUGGUUUUGGAAAAACUAUGUUCCUGUAAAGCAUAGAGAAGUUGAGGAAGUGAAUUUGGAUGAUGUUUGUGCAGUUUUUGAUGAUAUUCAGGAUUAUGUUAAGCGGCAAACUCGUUUUGUUUCUCGCAAACCAGCAAAAUUUAUUACUUCAACUAUUGAAGCUAUUGCAGAAUCGAUGAGUCUCAAGGUUCAUACACACAAUUUCAAGACAAGGCUUGAAGGAAUAUCUGCAAAUAAGGCUGGACAAUUUGCUGUGGUCUUGGAAGUUUUUGAAGUUGCACCAUCUCUUUUCAUGGUAGAUGUUCGAAAGGCUGCUGGGGACACCCUUGAAUAUCACAAGAUAUUGGCCUUUAUUGCAUCUGAGACAGUUUCUGACUGGACCUUAACCAUCUUGCCUGGUUUUUUCUCAAUUGAUGCUACCUCUAAUAGUGACUUAAUACCAUUAGACGUUGUUCUUUACUUUCAUUACUUACCACUUGUCAAUUUCAACAUCAUUUCCGCUAGGCUUAAAUUUUUACCUCUUGUUUAUUGGUGUCAAUUGGACAACUAGCCAUCAGUGAUGGGUAUAUGGAGCUUCUACAAGUUGGAGACAUUUGGUUUGUUUUGUUAUGGCGCCCAAUGGUGCAAAACCUGCGCAAAUUCAACUUCUGAUCCUUUUGUAUGUCUAUCAAUUAUGGUAACAUCUUGUUGG
Messenger RNA from Juglans regia (Persian walnut), 1816 nucleotides. Its product is annotated as CBL-interacting serine/threonine-protein kinase 24-like. The transcript has 13 exons. Gene Ontology annotation, biological process: protein phosphorylation; signal transduction. The coding region runs from base 455 to 1675 and encodes 406 amino acids. Lineage: Eukaryota; Viridiplantae; Streptophyta; Magnoliopsida; Fagales; Juglandaceae. Gene Ontology annotation, molecular function: protein kinase activity; ATP binding. The record is from RefSeq and is a predicted model, not a curated record.